AGGCUGCCGUAUUUCUCUCUCCGCGGCGGUCGAUGGGCCGACCGGCCCCGGGAGUAUGAUGAAGCUAUAAGGCAGGGAUUUGCCGGCCGCGUUUGGGAGAUGAUGAGAUUUAACUCAGUGGCCGUAUUUCGCCCUAUAGGCUGCCAGUUGUAAUACGGAGGAAUGCCCGUCUUGCCGCCUGGCUGGGAGGCAUGCAAAAUUCAUGGACACCAUACCGACACGGAAACGCCUCCGGCUCAGCAAGGUGAGCCUUUUGUUCCGAUUCGUGUUCGGACGGGUUGCCAAGGGCAACCAGAAGCUAGGAAUUUUCUAGUAUUGUGCCGGGUUUAAUGCGUAUCGCUCAACGCCCGAAAUACCUCUGGCUCAACCCAAGGAAAUAUUCUGCAUCAUCAAUUUCAAGUCAGAGCCACGCAUUCUCAAGGGGGUCGUCAGGACGCCGACGGCGUGUUUAUGGACUUAGAAUGUGUGGCCGGCGUUGUGACGGAGCCCUUCCCCUCCCCCUGGUGAAGUGGAACGUUCCUUUGCGUGCGACGUGACGCAAGAUGUACCGUUUCUUUCUGCUCCACUCCAGGACUGGGCCGGACGCUUUUUCACUGGACUCCCGCUUGACUCUGUCCUGAACUACGUCUGGCUUUCAGGAAAUUCCAAAAGUCUAUCGACUCGCCAUUUCUGUUGGGUUCUUCUCGUAUUUCUUGCCGACCAUACGGACGUGUCUUAAGACCAAUUCUUGGAACAAGUCGUACCGGAGUAAGGAGGUGGUAGCGUCUUGCCAAGACUGUGCAGGACUACUUGAAAGUGUUAACUCGACUACUUCUUAAAGGGCGUGUCGAAGACAUUACGCUUUUGACAGUUGACACAACAAGUACUUGUAAUGGAUGGGAAGGUGUCAGAGAGGACCAACAUGGCUCGUUUGUCUGGCAAAUAUGAUUUAGCGUUCUUAUAUCCGCUCGGAAAUUACAAUGCCAACCUUCCAUAAUUCUUCACUUACAAGAUAAAUUCUAACACCGGAGCUGUGAGCGGACACAGUUAUAAUUCAAGACUACGUGAGUGAAGUUGAAGUUUUGGUCGGGAUAUUUUCCUGCUGUUGACGGAAACAAUCCGCUAUCUGUGAUCAGCGCGCCCACCCAGUUCGCUGCGCUGAGUGAAGGGGACCAAGCGGUAUAAUUUCUCCUUCUCCCGAAGCGAGACGGCUUCUUUUCUUAUAGUUUCUCCCCACAGUUGGGCUGAUUGAACGAGGGGCACCCGGCGUCGCGAAUCGGUUGUCCUGGACUCAGCGGGCGCUCCUAGUUAUCGUGAGGAGCCUAACGGUACGCUACAGCGCGGUUAUUUCUGGGAGAGACGUCGACGUCAGCGCGUGUUGUGUGCAGAGAACGUACGUGUGGUGAGGAGAUAUUCCACAUGAUGUUGUCGGUGCGAUUCAACAUGGAGAACCUAAGGGCGGUUGCUACUCUGUGUGUCGUGCUCCUGCUGUCUGUAGGUGCUUUUGGACAGACCACGGUGUCGAACAGUGCGAUUGGCCUGAAGGUGUCCCAGACAGUGGACGCCGUGGCAGGGCAGCCUGUCACACUGAAGGCAACCUACAAGAGCACCCGAUCUAUUGUCUCUCUCAUAUGGAGUAAGGUUGAGGGAGAUGUGGGCGGGAGACGUGCCCCAGUCUUCGUGCAUUACCCCGGCUCGGAGUACUCGUACGGAGACCUGACGGGCCGAGCCGAGAGGACCAACGGCGUGUCACUCAGAAUAUCCCCGGUCAAACCCGGUGACGAGGGCUACUACGUCGUUCAGGUGUUACUGGACGCCGUAGGGCAGGAGGAGAAGGAAGUUUACCUCAACGUUUUAGAGCCCCCGAAAGUGUUUGUCGGCCCCGGCAGCCCGUAUGUUGUCCGGUGGGGGAAGAACAUCACCCUGUCCUGCAGAGUCAAGGCCAAACCAGAGAUCACCAACCUGUACUGGGAGAAGGACGGCCUUCCUGUCCGGUCUUUCCCACGGAGCAAAAAGUACAGAGGAGGGAACAUGCGGAACCCGAACCUGCACGUCAUCAACGUCGGCAAGACGGACGCCGGCAAGUACGGCUGCGUCAUAGAUCACGUGGUCGAAAGUACCAGAGCCACCCUUGACCUGGAAGUGCUCUACCCCGCCAGUAUCACCAGCCUGACGGAGUCCGUGUCCGUAGCGCUGACCGACACCAUCACACUCCAGUGCUUCGCAGACGGCAACCCCGAACCGAACAUCACAUGGACCAAGGAAGGAGCGCCGGUAGAGCGCAUGCGUGAAAUCCAGACUUUUAGUAAGGGACUUCGCGCAAGCGCCCUCGUGCUCAACUACGCGGAGAGGAACGACAGCGGGAAGUACAUCUGUACGGCCAGUAACGGGCUGGGCAAACCGGACGUACGGACACUCACACUUAAUGUGGAAGGAGAGCGUGCUUUGAACAGCUACACGCAGAUAGCGAUCUUUGCCGGAGCUGCAGCCGGCGGUGCGUGGCUCAUCGUCUGUAUCAUCCUCGUCAUAGUCUACGUCAGAAGACGGAACCAACAGAGACUGAGGGACGACUUUGCCUACUACUACGCCGUCGGACGCCGCCAUUUUGAAUACCUGACGAAGAAGGAGCUGCCGCCGAUUCCACCACACGCGGCUGCCGCCCAACAAGCCAAGAAGAUGCCUAAAAACGCAGUGGGCAGGUUAGCCCGAGUGGUGCACAAGUACGCGCCCCAGGCGGAGGACGAGCUGAUGCUGGAGGUGGAUGACGUGCUGGAGAUCGUGAAGACGGACGAGGGCGGCUGGUGGGUCGGCUACCUGAAGGGCAAACUGGGCCUGUUCCCCUUCAACUACGUGGACUUGCUGCCCGAGAAAGCCACCAUGGGAAACGGUAAGGCCAAGUCCCCCCUGAGAGCGGACCUGACUGACUCGGAGUACCAGGCACUGGACCCGCCCGUGAAACAGGGCCCGCCCGGCUCAGAGAGGGUAAGGGACAGCAUAUCACUGCCGGAGCCUCUGACGGGCGACUCCUUCAGCAAGGCCACCACGCUGGUCGCCGAGAAAAAGGAGAAAGACAACCCGAACCUUGUUGCAUGUAGUGGGAACAGAUGAAAGGAGCAAGAGUUAUGAGUGAAGAGAAAUUGUACAGAAACUACUUAUGGAUACAUACGCCAGGAAUAUAUGGUGUUUGCACGUGACGCCAGAGCAGCCAUGUUGGUUGGCUAAACCUGGCAUUGACCGAUCCUGACUGUCCAUCAUGAUUAGAAUCUCAACCAAUGUCCAUUAGCGGUCCGUUUCGACCAAUGAAAGAGCAUUUUUAGGUUCAUUCUUUAUUCCUACGUUUUAACGAAGGUGGGCGUGGGUAUGGAUGGGGCUAUUAGAGAAUUGUGUGUAAGGGGCGGCAAUCACGUAGGCAAAAUCAAAUUUGCUUGUCAGCUUCCAGGUUUAACCAAUCAGCAUGGCGGACAAUGAUUACGUCAGAGUCACAUGAGUGCAAACACCCUGUAGAGGAUGUUGUGGAUUUCGUGACGUUUUGUAUUUCCUGUCCGACAACUAUGUGGGUUCACUGUGCAGUGGAACCGUGUCGAGUAGCCUGCAGUAAUGCCGUGAACCGCAAGAGGGUGUACAUAAGAUUGCGGUGGAUGUCUGCAGAUGUUGUACAAAGCUAUUGUGGUGGACAAAAGUCCAUGUCUAAGUGUAAAACGGUUAGUAGACUUCAAAGAAUCUAAGGCUUCCAAGUCUUUAUAAUGCCGUUCUCAAAAGAACACGAGUUGCUAUGUUCCGUGUCGUUGAGAAAAUGUGAUAUUUGGUAAGCAUGGCGGCAAAUGGACCCGCUGCAAAUACAGAGAGCGUCAGAGAGCUGACAUGCACCUGACAUGGCAACAGCAACUAUUUAUGGUGAACCUUUCUCAAUCAAUUUCGGAAAAGCGCCAUCUGACGGUACUAUUGUGUAAAUGCACAUGCCGUCUUCGAUGGUGAAUCCGAGGUUGGAUGUUACUGAAGUAAAUGAUAGCUCAAACGUGCCUGUGUAUUGUAGACCCUGUACAUAUAUAGAUAUAGGCGUAUAUGAUGUGUUGGAGCUGUGAUUUUCUUGUACUCAGUGGAUAUGGGGUAUAUUGUACGGCUCGAACCACACCAACCGAUAGCACAUACAUAACCUUGUGAUGUCUAGCAAGAUAUCGACACUAAUUCCCCAUAGACGUUGCUGUAGAAGCGAAAAAAAAAUGUACAAAUUUGGGGGAAUGUACGAUCAACUGUAAAGUCCGACGGUCUUUACCAAACUUCUUUUGUGGCUGAAAGUUUUAGAAACUGACCAAACAGGGUGCAUGAAUAAAUAACUAAAAAUAGCUAUAACUAUUCUGCUAAGUCUCUUGGCUCAAAAUCAUUCGCUCCAUUUGGUCAAUCUCUACUAUUUGUUUCAUUGUCGAAAGAAGUCUGACGAAGACUAUAUAACGUCUAGCAGUGAAUUCUGUGUAGUGGAUGUAGUCAUUAGACUAGUUAGAUUGGUAAUUUUGUACUAUCCGUUUGUUUUAUCUCUGACAUGUCAAUGAUGUUGCGUUUCUCUGGAAAAAACGGACCAAAGUUUAUUAGAUUUCAGGGUGUCGUUUUGUAAUUUUCUAUUGGUUUGCACUUGUCUUUGGAAGUCUUUAUGGAUGUAACGAUUUGGGUAGAACAUGGUGAUACUUUGUAAAGAAACAUUGUAACUG
Molecule: messenger RNA, 4682 nt
Organism: Branchiostoma floridae (Florida lancelet)
Lineage: Eukaryota; Metazoa; Chordata; Leptocardii; Amphioxiformes; Branchiostomatidae
Product: nectin-4-like
Exons: 10
Coding region: 1399-3087 (562 amino acids)
Biological process (GO): cell-cell adhesion
Cellular component (GO): cell-cell junction
Molecular function (GO): cell adhesion molecule binding
Source: RefSeq, a predicted model, not a curated record